AUGAAAUACCUGGGCCUUGUACUGGAUGAGAGGUGGACGUUCAAGACGCAUUUCUCCCAACUUGCCCCAAAGCUGAUGAGUACCGCAACUGCCCUCAGACGGCUCCUGCCAAAUGUCGGCGGACCGGGCUCAAUCCGUAGGCGCCUGUCCUCCGGAAUAAUCCGGAGUAUGGCCCUCUACGGCUCACCCAUCUGUGUAGAAGCUCUCACCGCUCAACUCAAGCCUUUCCUGCGAAGGCCGCAGAUGGUUAUACCGGUGAGAGCGAUCCGGGGGUACCGCACGGUAUCGUGGACGGUCGCCACACUUCUCGCGGGUGCUCCCCGUGGAUUAACCGUGGUGAACUUCAGGCGGAAGUGCUCGCGGAAGUACACCGUACUGUAUAACCAUGCGAAGCAGAGGGGAAAGCCCUGA
Messenger RNA from Hyposmocoma kahamanoa, 411 nucleotides. RefSeq lists its product as uncharacterized. The record is from RefSeq and is a predicted model, not a curated record. The coding region runs from base 1 to 411 and encodes 136 amino acids. The transcript has a single exon. NCBI's taxonomy places the organism in Eukaryota, Metazoa, Arthropoda, Insecta, Lepidoptera, Cosmopterigidae.